Messenger RNA from Coprinopsis cinerea okayama7#130, 1086 nucleotides. RefSeq lists its product as hypothetical. NCBI's taxonomy places the organism in Eukaryota, Fungi, Basidiomycota, Agaricomycetes, Agaricales, Psathyrellaceae. The coding region runs from base 1 to 1086 and encodes 361 amino acids. The record is from RefSeq and is a predicted model, not a curated record. The transcript has 8 exons.
AUGAUUGUACGAACAGAAGACCAGAAGCUUGUGGACGUCGACGAUGUCGAUUGCUCUUUCUUCUUGGUUACCGUCGAUCUUUGGUCCGCAGAUGGGAAGCAAGAAAUGAAUCUAGUUUUACACCCUUCAUCGACAGACAAGUACGCACCGCCAAACCCGCCCACCAAACCUAGCGCCAGUACUACCCGUCGCCGCACCAUUAGCUCCUCCUCCCGGCCACCCGGCCACCAGGCGUCUAACUCCAGUACCCCGGCUCCGCCCAGGCCGGACGAACAGCCUCCAUCGAGUAAUGGCUCAGGAUAUUACCCUUCCCAGUCGCAAGACAAUUUGACGCCGAGUUCCCCCUAUCCCCCGCAUUCUAAUUCCGAGCAACCUCAAACGUGGGGUUAUCCUCCGCCACCACCCAUAGACCGCGCAGCUCCAUUCCCUCCGCCCGUUUUGCCCUCAAUACAAUCCUUUAACCGCACUGCCUCGGGUGAUUGGAACCCCUCUAAUAACGACGACAACUAUCCUAUCGACCCCGCUCUUCGCAACCCCGAAGGGUACACUAAUAAUGCACAGCCGGACCAGCCCACCUACGGAUCGGGGACGACCUAUCCGCCGAACUACCAAACCCCGCCCAUGCCUCCAAACUCCGGAAAUGCUACACCACAGAACAACAUCCCUCGAAAUCUCGCCACUUACACAAGAACCCUUGUUGGCCCGCUUUCAGCCAACGCAUGCCGUUUGUUAGACGAACAUCGCAAGCCAGGGAUCUUCUUCCUUUUCCAAGACCUUUCCGUACGAACCGAAGGAACCUUCCGUCUUCGGAUGCGGCUUAUGAAUGUGGGAGCUCCUCCUGCACCAGAGCCAGGAUCAUGUCGCGUUCACAAUGACAUAUCACCGAUCCUAGCCCAAACAUUCACAGAACCUUUCAUCGUUUACUCAGCCAAGCGAUUCCCUGGCGUUCCAGACACCACUGCCUUGUCUAUUGCGUUUGGUAAUCAAGGUCAGAAGUUGCCCUUGCGAAAUCGCCAUGGAACAGGCAGUAAGCGUAGACGAAGAAAUCAAUCUGGCUCCGAGGGCGAAUCUGAAGAUGAUUCCUAA